Molecule: messenger RNA, 1648 nt
Organism: Lipotes vexillifer (Yangtze River dolphin)
Lineage: Eukaryota; Metazoa; Chordata; Mammalia; Artiodactyla; Lipotidae
Gene: BROX
Product: BRO1 domain and CAAX motif containing
Exons: 13
Coding region: 361-1596 (411 amino acids)
Source: RefSeq, a predicted model, not a curated record
AUUCUGCCUCGGCGUGGGAGGCCCGGCCAUCUCUGCUCUUUGUUUCGGGAGGAGACCGCAGCUCAAGAGGGAAGACUGUGGAGGAAUAUCUAAGAAAGGGCUGAGGGACGGAGUGUUUUAAGGGGACUGCGACAACGCGGCAGCCUCAACCCAAGAGCGGCGCGCACUGCCGCCUCGGUAGCUGUCAUGGCCGCCCUGACCACGUGAUCGGCUCCCGCAGGCCUGGUUUCCGUCGCUCAAGUUCGGUAAUCCGGGCUCUGCGACUCCCUCCCUUUCUCGUUUGCGGACUCGGACACUGCCUUUCUUCCCUCUGGAGGGGUGCUGUACAGACAUCGAGAAAUCCGGAAACACCUGGAGAGAAUGACACAUUGGUUUCAUAGGAACCCAUUAAAAGCCACAGCUCCUGUCCCUUUUAACUAUUAUGGUGUAGUCACUGGCCCUGCUGCUUCAAAAAUUUGCAGUGACUUGAGAUCGUCUAGAGCACGACUGCUCGAAUUGUUCACUGAUUUGAACUGUAAUCCACAAAUGAUGAAGAAUGCAGCAGAUUCAUAUUUUUCACUUUUACAAGGUUUCAUUAACUCAUUGGAUGAAUCUACCCAAGAAAGCAAGUUACGAUAUAUUCAAAAUUUCAAGUGGACUGAUACAUUACAGGGACAGGUUCCAAGUGCCCAGCAGGAUGCUGUUUUUGAAUUAAUUUCCAUGGGAUUUAAUGUAGCUUUAUGGUAUACCAAAUAUGCUUCAAGACUGGCUGGAAAAGAAAACAUAACAGAGGAUGAAGCAAAAGAAGUCCAUCGAAGCUUAAAAAUUGCAGCUGGGAUUUUUAAACAUUUAAAGGAAAGUCAUAUCCCAAAAUUAAUUACACCUGCAGAAAAGGGGAGGGAUUUAGAGGCACGACUCAUAGAAGCUUACAUUAUCCAAUGUCAAGCCGAAGCUCAAGAAGUAACAAUUGCUCGAGCAAUUGAACUGAAACAUGCUCCUGUACUAAUUGCUGCCCUGGCAUAUGAAACAGCCAAUUUCUAUCAAAAAGCUGAUCAUGCUUUAUCCAGUUUGGAGCCUGCAUACUCUGCUAAAUGGAGAAAAUAUCUUCACUUGAAAAUGUGUUUCUACACAGCUUAUGCUUAUUGUUAUCAUGGUCAGACUUUGUUGGCUAGUGAUAAAUGUGGUGAAGCAAUCAGGUCUCUUCAAGAGGCAGAAAAAUUUUAUGCAAAGGCAGAAGCAUUAUGCAAAGAAUAUGGAGAAACCAAAGGCCCUGGACCAACAGUCAAACCUUCAGGACACUUGUUCUUUAGGAAACUUGGAAAUCUUGUGAAGAACACCCUUGAAAAAUGUCAGAGAGAAAAUGGAUUUAUUUACUUUCAAAAAGUUCCAACAGAAGCCCCACAACUGGAACUAAAAGCAGUUUAUGGUCUCGUAGAACCUGUACCUUUCGAAUUUCCUCCUACAAGCAUGCACUGGACACCAGAAACAUUGGCUGCUUUUGAUCUCACCCAGAGACCCAAGGAUGACAGUGCUAAACCCAAACCAGAAGAAGUUGUGAAACCUGUGAAAGAACCAGAUAUCAAACCUCAGAAGGACACUGGGUGCUACAUCUCCUAAAAUACAUUGAUACAGUGUGCACUUUGAAUUUUCUUCCAAAUAAGAUAAACCA